AUGGCGGUGAGGGAGGCUGGAGGGGGCGGAACCCUGCUGCUGUUGCUGCUGCUUUGUGACAUCAUCACAUCCCCGGGAUGGGCGGGUCCCCUGCAGACAGCGCGCGCCUCUCUCCUGCCCGGACGGCCUUUCCUGGUGCUGUGGGGCAUCCCCGAUGCCGCCUGCGUGGGGCGGCCUGACCCGGGCGCUUUCGGCAUGGAGAGGGAGGGCCGCGUCUCCAUCUUCCACGAGGACAAACUGGGGCUGUACCCCUACUAUGACGCGCAGAACCAGCCGGUGGCGGGCGGCCUGCCCCAGCACACCAGCCUGGACGUGCACCUGCGGAGGACAGAGGCUGACGUUGCGGCAGCGCUGCCCUCGGCUGACUUCCAGGGCCUGGCCGUGCUGUCCUGGGAGGAGUGGGCGCCCCAGUGGGGGCGGAACCGCGGCAAGCAGGAGAUCUACCAGCAGCAGUCCCGCAUGCUGCUCCGAGACUUCUUCCCUGACUGGAGCCCGGAGGAGGUCGACAAGUGGGCGCAGGUCGACUUUGAGGCGGCGGCCCAGUCCAUUAUGAUGGAGACGCUGCAGGAGGUGAAGAGGCUUCGCCCCCAGGCUCUGUGGGGCGUGUCGCCGUACCCCAACUGCUACAACUCUGGCCCCGCCCAGCGGUCCGCCAACUACACGGGCCGCUGCCCCGCCGCAGAGAUGGCCCUGAACGACGAGCUGCUGUGGCUAUGGAAACGCUCCUCCGCCAUCUACCCCGCCCUCCGAUUGGACAAGCUGCUGGGCGGCACUCCGGGGGCGCGGCUGUACGCCUCCAAUCAGAUUCGCGAGGCGCUGAGGGUGGCCUCCCUGGCCGGCCCUGCGUUAGACCUUCCCGUUUUCCCGCUGGUCAGAAGCGCGUAUACCUCCACCAACACCUACCUGUCUAAGGUUGAUCUGGUAAACACCAUAGGGGAAAGUGCAGCCAUGGGGACAGCUGGUGUCAUCAUCUGGGACAAGUUCUUCUCAGCUAAGACCCAGAAGGGAUGCUGGGAGCUGGCGGAGUUCGUGCGGGAGACGCUGGGCCCGUACGCGGUGAACGUGACGACGGCGGCGCGGCUCUGCAGCGCGGCGCUGUGUCAGGGGCGUGGCCGCUGCGUGCGCAGGAACCCCGAGGACCCCGCCUACCUGCACCUGUCGCCCGCCACCUUCCUGCUGCUGCCCGAGGGGCCUGACGGCCUGCAGGCCAUGGGCGAGCUGGCCCCUGACGACCUGGAGGCCUGGCGCAGGGACUUCCAGUGCCAGUGGUACGAGGCCCUGGAGGGCACGGCCGCUGACGAGGAGCGCUCUUCAGGGGGGCCAGCGGCAAGGUCAUGA
Messenger RNA from Megalops cyprinoides (Indo-Pacific tarpon), 1338 nucleotides. Its product is annotated as Glyco_hydro_56 domain-containing protein. The record is from RefSeq and is a predicted model, not a curated record. Lineage: Eukaryota; Metazoa; Chordata; Actinopteri; Elopiformes; Megalopidae. Gene Ontology annotation, molecular function: hyalurononglucosaminidase activity. Gene Ontology annotation, biological process: carbohydrate metabolic process; hyaluronan catabolic process.